GACAAAAUACAAACACCAAUCACGAACCGGACCGGGACCGUACAUCACAGACUGCGCUAGAGCCACGCCGCCGCGGACCCGGUGUGAGCCCUAUACCUGGACUGAACCCGGGUCUGUGACCGGGCUGAGCUUGCGAACAUGUCGGCUGUGCUCGGCCGGGCCGGAGCGGCGGUUCCGAGCUCCCUGUCCCGGUUCCGAGGCGCUCUGGUCGGCGCGCUGCUUGGGGACUGUGUCGGUGCCGAGUUCGAGGGCACGGAGGAGGUUCCUCUGGACCGGGUUCUGCAACACCUAGACGGACUGGAGGAGGAGAACCGUGGGGACGGUAUUCUGCAGUACUCUGAUGACACGGCUAUGACUCGCUGUGUGAUUCAGUCCCUGCUCUCUCGAAGUGAGUUCGAUGUCUCUGAUUUGGGGCGCAGGUUUGCGGAGGAGUACCGCAGGGCUCCGCUUCGGGGGUACGGGGCGGGAGUGGUCCGGGUGUUUAAGAAGCUGCUCAGCCCCCGCUGUGUGGACGUGCUCCAGCCCGCCAGGGAGCAGUUCGGUGGGAGGGGGUCCUUUGGGAACGGGGGGGCCAUGCGGGUCGCCCCUAUCGCGUUGGCGUACCCCCAAACACAGGACGUGAUUGAGUUCUCCCGACGCUGUGCCCUGCUCACUCACACCUCCUCACUGGGAUAUAAUGGAGCCGUGCUACAGGCGCUGGCCGUGCACUUUGCCCUACGGGGGGUUCUGUGCUCAGGGGGGCAGUACCUGGAGCUUCUGAUCGGAGAGAUGGAGAGUCUAGAGAGAGAGGAGAAAGCACUGAGCGACGCCAGAGAGCUGAAUGAAGCUGACUUCCCGUACUGCACUCGGCUGAGGAAGGUGAAGGAGAUGCUGGAGGGGAGUGAAGUGAGUGUGGAAGAGGUGGUGAUGGAGCUAGGUAACGGUAUAGCUGCUCUGCACUCAGUCCCCACGGCGAUAUUCUGUGUUCUGCACUGCCUCUCCAUGCGCCCUGGCCUGCCCCCCCACUACAGCGGGGUUCAGCGGACACUGGCGUUCAGCUUGGCGCUCGGGGGCGACACCGACACCAUCGCCACCAUGGCCGGGGCCAUCGCUGGGGCGCACUAUGGGAUGGAGCAGGUCCCAGCGUCAUGGCAACGCUGCUGCGAGGGGGAGCAGGAUGCAGAGGAGUGGGGGGAGAGACUGCACAAGCUGUACCAGUGCAGAGCACUAGGGGGCAGCACCACUGAAAGGGAGAGAGGGGUGGACAGGGAGGAAGAGGGGGAGUGAGGAGAGAACUCUUGAGAGGGGUGGACAGGGAGGAAGAGGGAGUGAGGAGAGGAGAGAACUCUUGAGAGGGGGCACUGAGAGGGGUAACAGAGAGAGGGGGAGCGUCACUGAGGUGUAAGGCACUGCUGGUAAAAAGACUGACAGAAGAAGACUGACAGAAUUGUAAUUGGUGAGGAAGAUGAUUUUUGUUAGUUUUUUUUCUUUAUUCAUUUUAAAAGAAGAUAAUUAAAAUAAUGAAUUGUUUUAAACAGGCAGCCUGAGUGUGAGUUUAUAAGACUGAGCCUUUUAUUAGGAGUUCAUAACAUAACAACCAAUUCACUCAGGGACAAUAACAGGAGAAAUAUUCCUCUGUUAAUCUCCCAGGGAGUUAGUGUAAACUGGUGGAGCUGGUGGUGCAGUGGACUAACCCCAUGGCCUUCUCUCCCUGAAGAUGAUGGUUCAAAUCUGGGUCCCACAGGAAAGCUGUGCUGCACACUGACUAUAAGGUCAAUGAACCCUUUUUUUGAAAAAAGAAGAAAUGAGCUGGAUUUGAACCUGGGACUCUGGGGAGCACAGCACAGCAUGCUAGUGAAUUAGCCCUCUGUGCCAUCUUAAGAACACCCCUUGAUGGAUUUGAUUUUUACAAAAAAGACAAAGUCUUUGAAAAUGAAAUAAAAACACACCCUCCUAACACGGGGUUUGAACCCACUAACCUGGGAAUCAGAGUCCCACACUGUACCAGCAGAGCUCGCAGCCAGCUGGCUCUCCUGCUGCGUGAAACACAUUAUUACAUUGUGUGAGGUGCACUGGGGACACUGGGAUUGUCAGCUUGCUUUCAUUUGUGACUUCAACUGGAUUCA
This is a messenger RNA of Polyodon spathula (Mississippi paddlefish), 2105 nucleotides long. RefSeq names its product ADP-ribosylserine hydrolase (gene adprs). Gene Ontology annotation, cellular component: mitochondrion; nucleus. The coding region runs from base 139 to 1266 and encodes 375 amino acids. The record is from RefSeq and is a predicted model, not a curated record. Lineage: Eukaryota; Metazoa; Chordata; Actinopteri; Acipenseriformes; Polyodontidae. The transcript is spliced from 5 exons.